Molecule: messenger RNA, 2292 nt
Organism: Trematosphaeria pertusa
Lineage: Eukaryota; Fungi; Ascomycota; Dothideomycetes; Pleosporales; Trematosphaeriaceae
Exons: 2
Coding region: 1-2292 (763 amino acids)
Biological process (GO): proteolysis
Molecular function (GO): serine-type peptidase activity
Source: RefSeq, a predicted model, not a curated record
AUGUCCUACACGUCCGGCCGCGCAGGAUGGCUCCGCGCAGAUGGGACGACUUCUAGCGACGAACCCUGCGCAGUCAUCUCUUCCCUCAUCGCCUCUUUGGAAACGGCGCUGCCUGCGCAAACCGCGUUUGAGUGCCUGGAUUCAGUCCCUGUAGACGUCGACGGAAACACGAAACUCAUCGAUGAGCUGAAGGUUGUAUGGCAGUGGCAAUCCGAGGCCGGUUGGCUGAAGAAUACCCCUGAAGAGUGGGAAAACGGGCCUCUGGAUAUCGAAGCCGAACUGGAUAAUAUCCUUAACAACCUGGAUUCAUUUUCCAGCGAGUAUGCUGUCCAGCUCGCUAUUCAAAACAUCACUGUGCGGACCGGAAACUUCCACUUCAACUAUCAGCCCGAUAUCCUGCAAGCGUUUACUUGGUGGCGCCAAGUCGCGGUCGUAUCUAUUUCCGACGAUGGAACUUCGAUGCCCAAGCUCUACUCAGCCGAAGAUAUGAUCCUAGCAACUCGCGGAGAUCUCAGCAUGUCCGAUAUUUCCGAGAUCACCCAAAUCAACGGCGAAGAUGCGUAUACAUACCUGGAUAAGGUCGCCAGCUGGGAACAAUACAUCGACGGCGAUGGCCGCCUGAACAACCUCAUGUACAAGGGCGACACGACUUCCCUCGGCACUUUCAUCACCCAGACUCAAUACGACGGGCCCUCCACGAACUUCACCUUCGCCAACGGGACCUCAAGUUCAUUCGACAACUUCGCUGAGCCGCAACUCUCCUUCGAAGGCGUAUCAGAUGGCCAGAGCUUCUUCGAUACUUAUUGCACGGGCACCAUCUCGGGGACUCCUUCCAGCGCGAGCCUCAAGUCCGCUCUCGACCAGAAACACAUGAAUGCCAGGCUGGGACCUCAACCUCACAUCCCCCAUAACGACUACACCACACUCAAUAGGCGCCAGAUCCCCAGUCGCGGCUAUCCAGACGCUGUCGUCGAGGCCGAGAGUGGCGCCGUAGCUGGAUACUUCCUGACCGGUGAUGGCUACGAUGAUGUCGCUGUCCUCAAGAUCAUCACUUUCGCGCCCGAGGGCGAUGACACCGGCAACGAAUUCCAGGGUGUAGUCCAGCAAUUUCUGGCCGAAUGCGUCAGUGAGAACAAGCAGAAGCUCAUCAUCGAUCUGCGCGAGAACGGCGGCGGCGCUACUAACCUCCUCCUGGAUACUUUCAUGCAGUUAUUCCCGCAAGAGGAGGCCUUCUCCGGCCAGAGGUACCGCGCCCAGCAACAAUACGAACUCAUCGGCGACGCCGUCAACGAGAUCCACAACAACGCCGACCUCAACUCUUCCUACGCCGCAGCUACCGACUCCACCGUCGACGCCGACUACAGAUACUGGGCAUACUGGCAUUUCCGCACCGCACAGGGCGACAACUUCGACUCCUGGGACGAAUUCAACGGCCCGGAAGGCUUCAACGACGAUAACUUCACCGUGACAAUGCGCUACAACUAUUCCAACGCCGACACCGUGUCCAUCCGCCCGACCGGCUUUGACUUCGUCGACUACAGCAACCUCACCACCCCGUUCAACGCCUCAAACGUCCUCAUGUACACCGACGCCCUCUGCGGCUCCAGCUGUGCCUCCUUUCACGAAGAGCUCAAGAACAUCGCCGGCGUGCGCGCCGUCACCGUCGGCGGCCGCCCGACCAAAGCCCCCAUCCAAACGGUCACCGGCAGCAAGGGCGGCGAAGUCAUCCCCUUGUUCUACUUCCCGCUGUUCGCCGCCACCAUGCUCAACCUCACCGACACCAUCGGCCUCGCCAGCAUCCAGUCCGACGACUCCGUCCUCACCAGCCUCGCCAACACGCCCCAGCUCAGCACCCGCGUCGGCGACCAGUCCUCGCGCCUGCAGACGCAGGACCAGAUCCGCAAGGGCGACACCACAGCCACCCCGCUCCAGUACAUCUACGAGGCCUCCGACUGCAAGAUCUUCUACACCGCGGAUACGUAUGCGAAUCCGGACGCGGCGUGGAAGCAGGCCUGGGACGCGUUCCAGGACGACGCCAAGUGCGUCGAGGGCAGCACGAAGCAUCCGAGCAGUAUCAGCGGCGGGUAUACGCCGUUUGGCCCGGGCGAGCUGCAGGACGAGGAUCUGCCGCAGAGCAAUGGGACGGCGACGACGCCUGGUGGGCCGAGUGGGACAGGGACUAGUGCGUCGGGCACGCCCGUGGGUACUGGGAAUGCGGCGCCCUUGGUGGGCGUGAGCGGUGGAGCAACGGCGGCGGUGGUUGCUGCUGCGGCUGUGGCGUUGAUGUUGUAG